CCCACAAGUCCAGCUGGGGACCAUCAGUGGUGAAGGAAUGGUCAGGCCAACAUCCGUAUCGCCUGGGCUCUUUAGUGUUCUCAAAUGUGCAUUCAUAAAGAAGAGGAAAUGCGAAACUAUCAAGCUUACAACUGCUGAAUAGUUUUACCAGCAACUCUGAAGUCCAAAUCUCUACUAGUGUAUUUUAUAUUAAAGCACCGUAAACUUACGGUUCAGACCUCAUGCAAAUGGCUUGAGUUUAUUCGGAUCAUUGGGUGGCACGCCAGGGUGAUGCAGAGAGGUCCGGUUUAGAUCAGGUAGCAGAAAUGCUGAAGAAAAUAACUACUAGCAAAGCAAGUUGUAUGGUUUUAUGUAAGGCCAACAUGCUUGGCAGAUUGCCUGGGGAGAGUCUGCACAGUUAUAUAACAGUACAGUGCUAAUUCAAAUUCUCUGCAGAACUAUCUGGCUAGAGUCAUUCUGGGACUUGAGUUUCUGUAUUGUAAACAGUGCUUCUUUCCCCUGCCAAACACUUCUUUGUCUAUUCAGAGGUGAGUCUAGAGCAAUUCGUGACUGAAUGUGUAAGGUAGUGCCAGUUGCCUUUGAUUUUUCAUCUCCUUUCCCUUGCUAUCUUUUCACCUUGCAGCAUUGGACUUUAGGCAGCUGUAACUAAAGGAAGUGAAAACUUCAAGGCACAAGGCUUUUAAUUCAUCCUCUUGGCCCAUCUUUUUCUGGGGUUGUCUUUUUUUUUUUUUUUUUUCUUUUUUUAGGGAGAGAGGAAAUGGUUUAAAAAUGGGUCAACCUUUUAAUAUAUUUAUUAAGCUCAUUAAAUUUGGUGGCUAUGAUCUUGAUUUCAUUUCACUUCAGGAAUUGCUCAGCUGCAUGUAUCACCAGGUUUUUGACCUGCUUCAGAGGACUGAGAAGUCAGAGCAAAAUAAAAAUAGCUGUCAUUCCCUUGCAGGCAGCAUCUAUGAAGAGUAGAUAAUGCUAUUGAUAAUGAUCUUUCUGAUAAAAAACAAAUGUAUGAAGAAAGAAGUGAAGUUAGGUCUCUUGCUUUUACUCCUCCAUCCCUUUCUCAAUCCUGGUUACGCAUGUGUUGCCAAACUGGGUAUGACUUGGGCCUUCUGGUUUGGGAAAAUUGUAUGGCUAAAGAAGCAGCCAUUAGAGCCCUACAUAUAAAAUUGUUCUGUAUGAGUUAAAGGUGUUGAGUAUGAAAACCCUUUAACUGCUGUAAAUAGAAAGAAGGUAUGUACUCAGGAGGGCAGGUUAAGCCUGCUGCUGAUUAGAAAGCACUCCAGAAGGACAGGCUGUUUUUGUCUAAUCCAUUUAAGAUUGUGAUGAGUCACCCCAGCUGGAAUCUGCAGUCGUGACUGCUAAGUGACAAAGAACGAGUCGUUGGUGGAUCUGUCUCCUUGGAGACACUCAGCCCUGGAGUUUACACAGAAGUUCAACUCUGCUGCAGAAAAAGUGUUUCAGAAGCUCCUAUAUCUUCUUCUGCCUAAUGAGCUUGGGUUUGGAAUCAUGGGGAACGUUCUCAACAGUGCUAAUGACCUAGAAAGCAAAUUCUAAAGAACUGGCAGAUCCAACAGGUGCAUGUGAACUACCCGUGGAGCCUGGUGUUAUCUGGAUUUUCUUGCAUGGUUUUCACGUGGUCAAUUCUGGAAAAAGAGGGACCAAGGUCACUCUUCCGAGGGCUGGGUCCAAACUUGGUUGGAGUUGCACCAUCAAGAGCUGUCUACUUUGCAUGCUACUCCAAAGCCAAAGAGCGAUUUAAUGGCAUUUUUGUGCCCAACAGCAACAUUGUGCACAUCUGUUCUGCAGGUUCUGCAGCCUUUAUCACAAAUUCCCUGAUGAAUCCUAUAUGGAUGGUGAAAACCAGAAUGCAACUGGAACGGAAAGUCAGGGGUUCAAAACCAAUGAAUGCUUUGCAGUGUGCUAGAUAUGUUUACCAGACAGAAGGUAUCCGUGGCUUUUAUAGGGGCCUGACCGCCUCCUAUGCUGGGAUUUCAGAGACCAUUAUCUGCUUUGCUAUUUAUGAAAGUUUAAAAAAGCACUUAAAGGAAGUCCAACUGCCCCCUUCCCCUCCUAAUGGGACCGAAAGGAACUCAACAAACUUCUUUGGACUGAUGUUUGCUGCUGCUGUUUCCAAGGGCUGUGCCUCUUGUAUCGCUUAUCCACACGAGGUCAUACGGACACGGCUGCGAGAAGAAGGCACUAAAUACAAGACUUUCAUUCAAACAGCACGUCUGGUAGCACGUGAAGAAGGCUAUCUCGCCUUCUAUAGAGGACUCUUUGCCCAACUCAUCCGGCAGAUACCAAACACAGCCAUUGUGUUGUCCACCUAUGAGUUAAUUGUGUAUCUGUUAGAAGACCAUGCAAAGUAGCAGAGCCAAGACUCCUGUUACAGACUGUAGACCAACUUCUUUGUUGAACACAUAGUCCUGUAAGAGACUGAUGCAGGUGGCAGUGCUGGUGGAAAAACUGCAAGUCUGUGACCACCUGCUGGAUAUUUCCUUUUGGAU
Molecule: messenger RNA, 2498 nt
Organism: Egretta garzetta (little egret)
Lineage: Eukaryota; Metazoa; Chordata; Aves; Pelecaniformes; Ardeidae
Gene: SLC25A33
Product: solute carrier family 25 member 33
Exons: 7
Coding region: 1614-2360 (248 amino acids)
Biological process (GO): pyrimidine nucleotide import into mitochondrion
Cellular component (GO): mitochondrion
Molecular function (GO): pyrimidine nucleotide transmembrane transporter activity
Source: RefSeq, a predicted model, not a curated record